UGGUCUGUAGGGUUCUUCUAUACAUGUUUUUCCUUCUCCCUCCGACCGGUACUUUUCUGGUUCCGUCGAUAUAAAUAUCGAAGUACGAGAUUUUGGCAGGCUUUGGGCACUGUACUAGGCGGUGCUGCUCGGGCUCAGCUCACGGGGUUCAGCCGAUUGAUUACUCAUUGGCUCCGGUGAGCUCAUCCCUCCCACAGUCGACUCAGUGACUCGCUCCCCUCAAGUUCUUCCUGGAGCUUGGUGAGUCUGCUGGAUGGCCAACAAUCCCCAGUUCUCAGGUUUUCAGCCUGUCCGGCUGCCGGUAGCUGGCUCCACGGAUCCUCCUCGAAGUUAUGCUCCCCCAUUCCCUGUUCAAUCUUUUACGGCAGUUCCAGCGGCCAAUGUUGGCUUUCCUUCUAUACCACAACAACCUCAGUUUCAUUCAUCAGUUCUACCUCCAAGACCCCAGUACACUGUUCAGAAUGCACUAUUGCCUCCAGGAAUAUCAGUUCCAAUUUCCCAGACAAACAAUCAGGUUGCAUCUGAGUCUCCAUAUCCGCAGCUUAUUGCUCCCCCUCUGACCAACUUUGUGCCUUCAAGCAUUGGGCUAGGAGCUCCUCUGUCCUCUUCAUUCACAUUUUCUCCUCACGGACUUCAGAAUCAGGCAAACUUGGCCGCUCCCAGGCCGGCUGUUCAGUACCCUCCAAUGUCUCAGCCUCAUGUAUCAAGUGUCUCCUCUGGAGACCAAUCGAGAUUGGCAUCUGAAAGCAGUCCUGGGUCUUCGAUAAAACCUAUCACUGACCAGUCUUCAGCUUCCAGUGCAGCAGCAGCGGAACCAAAUGCCCGGCCUACGCCUGGCAGAGAGGGCCCAAUUGAUUGGAUCGAGCAUACAUCUCCUGAUGGAAGGAGGUAUUAUUACAAUAAGAAGACAAAACAAUCUAGCUGGCAGAAGCCCUUUGAAUUGAUGACUGCAAUUGAGAGAGCAGAUGCAUCAACUGAUUGGAGGGAAUAUAAAAGUGCUGAUGGAAGGAUGUACUACUACAACAAGGUCACAAAACAGUCCAAAUGGGAAAUGCCCAUGGAGCUGAAGUUGGCCCGUGAGUGCAUAACAAAAAGCGAUGUCAUAGAAACCCCGUCAGAAAUGGGAGUAGCAAAUGAAGCACCUAAGAGUUUGGAGGUAUCUUCUUUAAAAUCUGAACGAACUGCUUCAAUCCCAGCAACACUGGAGGCUUCUACUAGUGAUGCAGAACCUGCUAUAGUAUCUACUUCAUCACCAUUACCUACUGUAAAUUCUGCUGCAACAUUUACUGCUCCUGUAAAUGAAGUCUCACCAGAUCAUUCCAAACAAGCUGCUGUUGCUGCUGCAGAAACGGCUGAGGCUGCUACUGAAACAGUCGAUGUUUUUCCGAUGCCAAUGGCCAACCCAGAUGAUCUUGCAGCUCAAAAAGAUCUGGGUUCCUCAGAGAUAGUAUCUGCUCCAGAAAAAGCAUCAGAGAUGGCAUCUGCCCUAGAAAAAGCAAAGGACGAUGAAAUAAUUGAUGAAAAAGCUGAGAGAACUCUGGAAGAUAAAUUAGUUAAUCAUGAACCAUUGCCUUAUGCAAAUAAGCUGGAAGCUAGAAAUGCAUUCAAAGCUCUGCUGGAAUCUGCAAAUGUUGGUUCUGACUGGACUUGGGAGCGGGCAAUGAGAGUUAUUAUUACUGACAAAAGGUAUGGGGCCCUCAAAUCCCUAGGGGAGCGGAAGGACACCUUCAAUGAGUUUGUGAGUCAAAGGAAGAAACAGGAAGCUGAGGAGAGACGUCUUAAACAAAAGAAAGCUCGGGAAGAUUUCAAGAAAAUGUUAGAAGAAUCGAAAGAGCUGACGUCAUCAUCGAAAUGGAGCAAAAUAGUUCGCUUAUUCGAAGAUGAUGAGCGAUUCAAAGCUGUCGAGCGUGAGAGAGACCGCCAAGAGCUGUUUGAUGACUACAUUGAUGAGCUCGAGAAACAGGAACGAGCAAAGGCUGUUGAGGAGCGAAAACGGAGUAUAAUGGAGUACCGCCAGUUUUUGGAAUCUUGCAGUUUCAUCACGUCGAGUAGCCAGUGGAGAAAAGUUCAAAACCGCCUAGAGGCUGAUGAGAGAUGCUCUCGCCUGGAGAAGAUCGAUCGUUUAGAAAUUUUCCAGGAAUAUAUACAAGAUUUGGCAAAGGAGGAGGAGGAGCAGAGGAAGAUACAGAAGGAAGAAUUGAGAAAGGUUGAACGGAAAAACCGAGAUGAGUUCCGCAAACUAAUGGAUGAGCACAUUGCCUCGGGGAUGCUUACUGCCAAAACCCAUUGGCACGACUACCACAUGAAAGUUAAAGAUUUGCCAGCAUACAUAGCAGUUUCAUCAAACACAUCAGGUUCAACCCCGGAAGAUUUGUUUGAAGAUGUGGUGGAGGAGCUAGCGAAGCAGUAUGAAGAGAACAAGGCUCAAAUAGAAGAUGCAUUGAAGUUGAGAAAGGUUGAGGUGUCUCCAACAUGGACCCUUGAAGACUUGAAAGCUGCCAUUGCAGAUGAUUUGCGCGGGACACCUAUAUCAGAAAUCAAUUUCAAAUUGGCGCUUGAUGAGUUGCUCGAUAAAAUUCGGAGGAAAGAAGAGAAAAAGCGAAAACGCAUGGGAGAUAAAUUCUUCGAUCUAUUGCAUUCCGUCAGGGAAAUAACUGUGUCUUCUACAUGGGAGGACUGCAAACAUCAUGUUGAGAGAAGCCACGAGUAUAGUUCGAUCAAGGAUGAAAACUUGUGCCAGGAAAUAUUUGAGGAGUACAUAACGGCACUAAAGGAGAAGGAGAAAGAGUAUGAGCGCCGGCACAAGGAGGACAAAGAAAGAGAGAGGGAAAGAUAUGGGAGGGACGGGAGAAGUUGGAAGGAUAGGAGAGGAAAAGAUAGGCAUGACAGGGAGGAAGAAGAAUCUCGGGAUGAUGGAGUAGAUGAUGAUAAUACUGGUGCAAUAUCCGACAAGAGGAAGAAAUCAUCAAGCAAAGAUAAAGAUCGCGAGAAGAAGCAUCACAAGCGCCGCCAUAGUGCUCCAGAUAAUUUGGAUGAGACCGACAGAGAUCAUUCCAAGAGGUCACACAAGCACAGCAGUGACCACAAAAAGUCUAAGCGUGGGUCCUCGCCAGAGUCAGAGGGCGAAGCCAGGCAUAAGAAGCAAAAGAGAGACCACAGGAAGGGCUCCCACAGAAGCAGCAACCGUGAAGAACUUGAAGACGGAGAAUUCGGCAGCUGAGGGAAGACAGGGGCAGUAGCAUUUGACCCGGAAAGUCGGUUAGUUUUGCCUUCUCAUGCAUAUACGAGGAGCAGCUAUAUAUGGAUGUACUUAUCUGUCGGAUCUAAAUAUAUUACCAAAUGAUCUAGCGUGAUAGUUUUUUGGGGGAGGGCUGGAUAAUUGCUUUAUUCUUUGCUUAUCAGAUUUGAUUUUCUCUAAUCGGGCCGAACAAUCACUUUCGAGUUUAGAUAGCUGCUUUGUGUUUUAUUCUAAUCAUCUUUUGUUGACAUAAAGUAGUUCUUCUUGCAUGCAUAACUGGAGAAACAUGUAAUUGAUAUGUAGGCAGUAUGAUGGAUUUCAUCGUGGGCUGUCUUAGUAUAUUCAACAUGUAAACGAUACUUGAUUGGGGGGAAAACAAAAAAAGAAAAAGCAAUGACGGUGUUUUUCUUCUU
Molecule: messenger RNA, 3651 nt
Organism: Punica granatum (pomegranate)
Lineage: Eukaryota; Viridiplantae; Streptophyta; Magnoliopsida; Myrtales; Lythraceae
Source: RefSeq, a predicted model, not a curated record